Moesziomyces antarcticus is the source of this 450-nucleotide messenger RNA. RefSeq lists its product as uncharacterized. The record is from RefSeq and is a predicted model, not a curated record. Bases 1 to 450 code for a protein of 149 amino acids. The transcript has 3 exons. Lineage: Eukaryota; Fungi; Basidiomycota; Ustilaginomycetes; Ustilaginales; Ustilaginaceae.
AUGUCGGGACCUACACAGGGAUAUCCAAAGAGUCAGGCCAGCGUUCCACCCAAGUCCGCCCAGUCCUCCAACCAACUGAACGCCGUGCUGAUGGGUUUCGAUAACGAUUUGGUAGCAUUGAAAGCGCGAGACACUCCGGUGGGCAAACCUUUGCAUGCGCCGGUUAAGCCCAACACCCACGGCGUGCCUUCAACCCAGCCAAGCGCUCGACAGGGAGCUUACCAUGCCGAACCACACUCGCCACGCGGACUCGCUCCGUGGGUGUUGCCGCAUCUGAGCGAGCAGGAAAAGGCCGAGCUGGAAAGCGUGCCCGAGCCUCGUCACGUCGGCGCGUUUGGAAAGACCAUGAAGCAAGCGGCGGUGCUCGAUCAGAAGAGGCACCAGGAGUCUGUCGAUGCAGCGCGAGACGAGGCGCACAACGAGGUGCCCGUGCGCAACCAGUCGACUUGA